Gaeumannomyces tritici R3-111a-1 is the source of this 333-nucleotide messenger RNA. RefSeq lists its product as hypothetical. The record is from RefSeq and is a predicted model, not a curated record. Lineage: Eukaryota; Fungi; Ascomycota; Sordariomycetes; Magnaporthales; Magnaporthaceae. The transcript has a single exon. Bases 1 to 333 code for a protein of 110 amino acids.
AUGUGCUACUUUGACCAGACCAAGUGGGUGUGCGGCUACUGGAAGUGGGGAAACUUCCGACAGCAGUGCACCAAGGAGUACCGCACCGGCGAGACGUGCGGGCUCAAGCUCGUGUACGAGACCUUUCACCAGGCGUCGACGUGCCGCCUCUGCGAGCAGCUCGAGAAGAAGCAGCGCCGGUACAACAAGAUGGCGGCCGACGUCGAGCGCUGGUCGCGCGAGGGGGGGCGGCCGGCCACUAUCGAGAAGACGCAGCAGGACAUGUACGAAAUAAGUCAACAGAUGAACGCGAUUUAUCUGGAGCACCAGGCGAGAGAACGGAUGCUGUCGUAA